AUGGAGACUCCUCUUGAGAAGGCCCUGACCACCAUGGUCACCACUUUCCAUAAAUAUUCAGGGAGAGAGGGUAGCAAGCUGACCCUGAGCAGGAAAGAACUGAAGGAACUGAUCAAGACAGAAUUGAGUCUCGCAGAGAAGAUGAAGGAGAGCAGCAUCGAUAACCUGAUGAAGAGCCUGGACAAGAACAGUGACCAGGAGAUUGACUUCAAGGAGUACUCUGUGUUCCUCACCACGCUGUGCAUGGCCUACAAUGACUUCUUCCUAGAGGACAAGUAA
This is a messenger RNA of Arvicola amphibius (Eurasian water vole), 279 nucleotides long. RefSeq names its product S100 calcium binding protein A5 (gene S100a5). Gene Ontology annotation, cellular component: nucleus; cytoplasm. The transcript has 2 exons. The record is from RefSeq and is a predicted model, not a curated record. The coding region runs from base 1 to 279 and encodes 92 amino acids. Gene Ontology annotation, molecular function: transition metal ion binding; calcium ion binding. NCBI's taxonomy places the organism in Eukaryota, Metazoa, Chordata, Mammalia, Rodentia, Cricetidae.